This is a messenger RNA of Suillus plorans, 1203 nucleotides long. RefSeq lists its product as uncharacterized. The transcript is spliced from 3 exons. Gene Ontology annotation, cellular component: membrane. Lineage: Eukaryota; Fungi; Basidiomycota; Agaricomycetes; Boletales; Suillaceae. Bases 1 to 1203 code for a protein of 400 amino acids. The record is from RefSeq and is a predicted model, not a curated record.
AUGCAGUUUCCUCUUGAGCCCCCCACUCCUCUCUUCGCCGCUGAUGAUUCUUCUUCCGCCCCACCAUCUCCCCGCGCAGACAGCACCACCCUCUCAAAGGACGUCUCCCUUUCUGUCAACUAUCUACCUAACAAGUUUGCUUCUGGCUUGCUCUCUCCUACUCCUCGCAGACGUAGAUCAGGGAAGGCCAAUGAUGAUCAUCCCGCCAUGCACAAGAGAGGCGGCGGUAGGGAGGCCUUCAAGAGUGGUGAGGCACGCAUGCCUGCAGAAGGCGAUGAAGACUACGACGGCGUCACCGGUGGUUGGUUCGGUGGCAAAGAAGGUGGUCACACCCGUCCCCACAUGCACUGGAACAGGUUCAAAUGGGCACUCUUCAUUGCCAAUCUUGCAUUAUCCGUAUACGGCCUUGCGGGCCUCAUUUUCUGUCUUCUUACAUGGUUUGACGUCUUCGAACACGCAGACAUCAUUCGCGUAGGCAACCGAACAGAACUCGUUUUCUCCACAGCCGCUGCCGUCCUUGCCUCGCUUACUUCCAUAAUCGGAUGGGCUGGCAUCCUCCUCAAUAACCGCUCUUUCCUAGCAGUUUACACUUUCACUCUCUGGCUUUGCUUUGCCCUCCUCGUCACCCCCGGUUAUAUGACCUAUAAACAACGUACAUUUAACCUCGAAGGCAAGCUAAAUUCCCAGUGGUCUCGCGAACUCGGCGCAGCCGGCCGUCUCAGGAUCCAAAACAAGCUCCAUUGCUGUGGAUAUUACUCCCCCUUCGUCGAAGCUACUGUCUCCCAAAGCUGUUACGCUCGCUCCAUCCUCCCGGGAUGCAAAGAGGCAUACGUCAACUUUGAGAAACGCGCCUUGGACUUCUGGUACACUAUCGCUUUCUCCCUGGUGCCGCUCCAGCUCGUGAUCAUGCUCGCUGGUCUCUUAUGCUCAAACCACAUAACCUACCGCUUCGGUAAAGGGAUGAUGCCCAAGGCCUAUAGGCUCAGCAUGGCAAGUAUGGCUGUCAUUAUGGAUAACUAUGCCAACCAACUGGCGGAACAGUACGGCACCGAAAUCGCGUCCGAUAUCGUAGCGCGGUCUCGGCACCUUGAUUCUGUGACAUAUGCCUCCGGCGUUGCGAACGGGACAGGCACAACAUAUGCACUUUCUCAAGGCAGGUACGAUUCACUGGCGGUGAAGUCGCCCUAUACCGAGAGAAUGUGA